Messenger RNA from Cyclocybe aegerita, 357 nucleotides. The record is from the annotation of a GenBank genome assembly. NCBI's taxonomy places the organism in Eukaryota, Fungi, Basidiomycota, Agaricomycetes, Agaricales, Hemipholiotaceae.
AUGCCCCCUCUUCUAAAAUCUCCCUUCGCACUGGCCCCAGGCCCAGCUGUACUGUCAGGCUCCUACGCUAAGCCUCCAGCCUUGCCCAGUUUGGCAGGACGGUCAAGGUCAAAGCCAAUCAAUGACCGGCACAACACUGCCACCAGCACCGGACCAUUCAAGCCCGUCGUCAUGCUCCUCACCGAAUGGCCAACCAUUUCGGUUAAGAUUACCCAACACGAUCUACCCUCUACCUUUCAGCUCAUGUCGACGUCAACGGCAAGCGCCGUGAUGUCCGAGCCGUCCCCCGUUCCUCAAGGAAUUAAACCUUUCAUUCCGACAAGCCCGCCUUCCCAAUUCCCGCCAUCUAUUGGAUGA